This is a messenger RNA of Emys orbicularis (European pond turtle), 3617 nucleotides long. It is a transcript of the gene TRAPPC9, whose product is annotated as trafficking protein particle complex subunit 9. Gene Ontology annotation, cellular component: trans-Golgi network. The record is from RefSeq and is a predicted model, not a curated record. NCBI's taxonomy places the organism in Eukaryota, Metazoa, Chordata, Testudines, Emydidae. The transcript has 23 exons. Bases 159 to 3617 code for a protein of 1152 amino acids.
GGUUCCUGGUGGGGCUGUGAGUGUCCUCGACCCGCGUCGCGUUACCCACCCCCUCCCUCCCAGGAAGCAGCCGCCCUCUCCCUUCCCAUCCCGGGCGGGGGGAUUUGAAUUGACGCCGGGUCCUGCGGCGGAGGCUGCGCUACUAUAAUUGAUGCAAAAUGAGUGUUCCUGACUACAUGCAGUGUGCUGAGGACCAUCAAACUCUCCUGGUUGUGGUCCAGCCAGUUGGGAUUGUCCCUGAAGAAAACUUUUUUAGGAUCUACAAACGAAUUUCAACCGUGAGUCAGAUUAAUGUCCGUGACUCCCAGCGCGUGCUAUAUAUUCGCUAUAGACAUCACUACCCUCCAGAAAACAAUGAAUGGGGAGAUUUUCAGACUCAUCGGAAAGUUGUGGGGCUCAUAAUCAUAACAGACUGUUCCUCUGCAAAGGAUUGGCCCCAAACUUUUGAAAAAUUCCACCUUCAGAAGGAAAUAUAUGGUCCUACACUCUAUGAUUCCCGAUUGUUUGUCUUUGGGCUUCAAGGAGAGGUUGCAGAGCAGCCCCGCACAGAUGUGGCAUUUUAUCCUAGUUACGAUGAGUGUGAAACUGUGGAGAAGAGAAUAGAAGAUUUUAUUGAAUCUCUCUUCAUUGUACUGGAAUCCAAACGUCUUGACAGGGCCACUGAUAAAUCUGGUGACAAGAUCCCACUUCUGUGUGUCCCUUUUGAAAAAAAGGACUUUGUAGGGCUGGACACUGAUAGUAGACAUUAUAAGAAACGUUGUCAAGGUCGGAUGCGGAAACAUGUUGGUGAUCUGUGUCUACAAGCUGGGAUGUUACAAGAUUCCUUGGUACAUUAUCAUAUGGCUGUGGAACUUCUGCGGUCUGUAAAUGACUUUUUGUGGCUUGGAGCUGCUCUUGAAGGUUUAUGCUCAGCAUCAGUUAUCUAUCACUACCCUGGUGGCACAGGAGGUAAAGCUGGGGCUCGUAGGGCACAAGGUAGUUCUCUUCCCGCUGAGGCAGGCAACAGACACAGACCAGGGGCGCAAGAAGUUCUCAUUGACCCAGGUGCCCUCACUUCAAAUGGUAUAAAUGCAGAUACUAGUGCUGAAAUAGGACGUGCCAAGAACUGCCUUGGCCCUGAAGACAUCAUAGAUAAAUAUAAAGAGGCCAUUUCUUACUACAACAAGUAUAAAAAUGCUGGUGUAAUUGAGUUGGAAGCCUGUGUGAAGGCAGUGAGAGUUCUAGCAAUACAGAAAAAAAGCAUGGAAGCAUCUGAGUUCCUUCAGAAUGCAGUUUAUAUCAACCUUCGUCAGCUUUCUGAAGAAGAAAAAAUCCAGCGUUACAGCAUUCUCUCUGAAUUGUAUGAACGUAUUGGAUUUCACCGAAAGUCUGCGUUCUUCAAGCGUGUAGCAGCAAUGCAGUGUGUGGCACCUAGCAUAUCAGAACCCGGUUGGCGGGCCUGCUACAAACUGCUUUUGGAGACACUUCCUGGUUACAGUCUGUCUUUGGAUCCGAAGGACUUCAGCAAAGGAACUCAUAAAGGAUGGGCUGCAGUGCAAAUGCGUUUGCUUCAUGAGUUAGUGUAUGCUUCAAGAAGAAUGGGAAACCCUGCUCUUUCUGUCCGACACUUGUCCUUCCUUCUCCAAACCAUGUUGGAUUUUCUCUCUGAUCAAGAAAAGAAAGAUGUAACACAAAGCUUAGAAAACUAUACAUCAAAAUGUCCUGGCAUGAUGGAGUUCAUCACACUUCCAGAAGGUUUGAGGUUACCCCCCGUGCCAUUCACCAAGCUGCCUAUUGUAAGAUCUGUGAAACUCUUGAAUCUCCCCAUCAGUCUUCGGCCACAGAAAAUGAAAAGUUUGUUGGGUCAGAACAUGUCAGCCAAAAGUCCCUUCAUAUACUCUCCAAUUAUUGCACACAAUCGUGGAGAAGAGCAAAGUAAGAAAAUAGACUUCCAGUGGGUCCAAGGAGAUGUAUGUGAAGUUCAGCUGAUGGUGUACAAUCCUAUGCCUUUUGAACUCAGAGUAGAAAACAUGGGUCUCCUGACAACUGGAGUAGAAUUUGAAUCUCUCCCUGCAGCUCUUUCUCUACCUGCUGAAUCUGGCCUCUACCCAGUGACCCUUGUUGGUGUUCCUCAGAAUACUGGGCAGAUCACUAUCAAUGGUUAUCAUACUUCAGUCUUUGGAGUCUUCAGUGAUUGUAUUCUGGAUAACCUGCCAGGAUUAAAGACGAAUGGCUGUGCAGUAGAAGUCAUUCCAGCUUUGCCAAGGCUGCAGAUCAGUACCUCUCUACCAAGGUCUGCUCACACAUUGCAGCCUUCCUCAGGGGAUGAAAUUUCCACCAGUGUAUCUGUCCAGCUUUACAAUGGAGAAACGCAGCAACUUGUCAUUAAAUUAGAAAAUAUUGGAACAGAACCUCUGGAGAAACUAGAGGUCACAGCAAAAACAGUCAACUCAAAAGAAAAGCUGUAUGGUGAGUUCCUGAGUUGGAAGCUAGAAGACACUCUCUCCCAGUUUCCACUAAAACCUGGGAAGAUUGCAACAUUUAAUGUAAACAUUAAAGUGAAGCUGGACUUCUCCUGUCAAGAAAACCUUUUGCAAGACCUCAGUGAUGAUGGAAUAAGUAUUAGUGGACUUCCACUUUCCAGUCCUUUUCGACAGAUUGUCAAACCACGAGUAGACAGCAAACCUAUCAAUCCAACUGAAAGCGGCAAAGUUGGGGACUUCAGUCAUGUAAAGACACUGGAAGCCAUUUUGAAUUUCAAAUACUCUGGGGGACCAGGACAUGCUGAUGGCUAUUACAGGAACCUCUCUCUGGGCCUUCAUGUGGAAGUGGAGCCAUCUGUCUUCUUUACGCACGUCAGUACCCUUCCUGCAACAAGCACCCGACAAUGCCAUCUACUCCUUGAUGUCUUCAAUUCAACUGAACAUGAGCUGACUGUUAGUGCUAAAAACAACGAAGAUCUAGUUCUGCAUGCGGGGGAAUGUCAGCGUAUGGCUAUCCAGGUUGACAAGUUUAAUUUCGAGAGUUUCCCAGAUUCCCCUGGUGAAAGGAUACAGUUUGCAAACCCAAAGCAACUGGAAGAAGAGAGACAGCAGGCAAAAGGUCUGGAGAUCAACAGCAAGUUAGAUGUUUGCUGGAAAAUUCCUUCUUUGAAGCGUGAAGGGGAAGCAAGUGUAGAAGGAGUUCUUAAUCAGCUGGUCCUAGAGCAUCUACAGUUGGCUCCUCUCCAAUGGGAUGUCUUGGUGGAUGGAAAGGUCUGUGACUGUGACAUUGUAGUAGACUGCAAAGUCGGGGACCCCAUCGCAUUGGAGGUGAAGCUGACCAACUGGAGCAAACACAGUGUGGGCCCAUUUGCUCUAACGGUGAUCCCAUACCAGGAUUACCAAAAUGGAGUGCACAACUACGAGCUCCAUGAUGCCAUCACCUUUGUUGGAUCCAACACCUUUUAUAUUGAUUCAGUGAAACCAACCAAAAAUUCUGUGUGUUUUGGAGCCCUGCUCUUUCUCUAUACAGGUGAUUUUUACUUGAACAUCAAGUUUCAUGAAGACAACUCCAGCAGGGAGCUUCCUCUUUCUUGGUUCUGCCUGCCCAGUGUUCACAUUUGUGCUACGGAGCCUGUGAUCCAAACUAAACUGUAA